Alnus glutinosa is the source of this 1595-nucleotide messenger RNA. RefSeq names its product DNA polymerase zeta processivity subunit. The coding region runs from base 90 to 704 and encodes 204 amino acids. The transcript has 6 exons. The record is from RefSeq and is a predicted model, not a curated record. Gene Ontology annotation, cellular component: zeta DNA polymerase complex. NCBI's taxonomy places the organism in Eukaryota, Viridiplantae, Streptophyta, Magnoliopsida, Fagales, Betulaceae.
UCAAAAUUCAAGACCCGGAACAGGGAGCUAAAUUGGAGAGGCAGUGAGAGAGAGAAGGAGAGAGAGAGAGAGAUCCUAAAGAUAUAUUAAUGGAGCGCAGAGAUAAUCAAUCACCUCAAGGUGAAACAGCCCGGAUUUUGGUUGAAUUCUUGGAAGUGGCCAUCUCUUCUAUUGUUUUCCUCAAAGGUGUCUACCCUGCCGGCGCAUUCGAGAGGAGGAGAUAUAUGAAUGUGGUGGUUCAGAGGGCUCGCCACCCUCAGCUCAAAGAUUACAUCCACUCCGCUGUUUCUGCUCUUCUUCCUUUUAUCCAAAAGGGAUUGGUGGAGAGAGUAGCAGUUAUUUUUUUCAACAUUGACUGCAUCCCGGUGGAACGAUUUGUUUUCAAGCUCACAGUGAACCAGUGUUAUGGCUUAAAGUUGGAAGAAGCUGACCUGGAGUUCUCUCUUAGAUCAUUCUUGAUCAAGCUCUCAGUCUCAGAAUCCCUCACUAGGGUUCUUCCCCAUGACUGUAGGUGGGAGAUAACUGCUUACUUUCGAUCCCUUCCUGAGGCUAGUACAAGCAAGGAUGCAGAGCUAUGGAUCCCAACGGAUACAAGGCAGUGGCAGCAACCUCCACUACUGACCCCUAUUAAGUCAAUGAGUAGCGAACCUCUGUGUGUGCAGUUAUAUUUAGAACAUCCUAAUUCAUCCGAACCAAAGCCUUGAAUGGCAAAAUAUUACCAUUGCGUACAUACUGACAUUCACACUUAUGCAGGUCUUUAGAGUCUCACCCUCUGUCAGGGCAUCCUGACCCAGGUCAGAUUAUCACACACGAGACUUGCCUGGGUUUUGCAUGAUCCACAGAUCAACAUGUGUCGGACAAGUUGGUCUUCAGUUAAUUUAGUUUCUAGUGGGAAUAUGUUCAUCUCAGGAAACUUUAGUGAAAGAAAAAUAUAUAAGAAUGUGACUUUUGCUAAAAACUUUCAAGGACGGAGGACUGUUCAUAAUGAGUGUUUGCUAAAUUUUGUGGGAGCAGGUUCUGGCUUUUUUCUUUGGUGUUUAUAUCCAACCAGUCUUGAGUUUAUUGAUGGGAUAAAGUUUUGGCGCAAGAUUCAACGGCGAUGACAGAGCUAUUUGUAUACCUGCAGCAAUGUGCUACAACACAAUGCACAAUUAAGAAUUGCCCAAUACAAAGGAAACUGAAAUAUUGGAAGAAGAAUUAGAACGUUGAAACGGUUUUCAAGGACUUAUGUCUAAAAUCUAGAUAAUUUGUUUGGUGUGGUUUGGAUUAUGCUUUGAACGGUAAUAGACUUGUUGAUGAGUUGGGGAGGUCAGGUGAGGUGUUGUGACAUUUUGGAAGUUUGGAUGUUGGCUCUUUUAUGUUUAAUGUGGUGUAUUUGGAGAGUGGAAUGCACGGAACUUUGAAGAUAGAGGAACAUCGGUGGCGGAGUUGAAAAAGAUUAUAUUCAACGCCCUUUAUGCAUGGAUAGCAACUCAUCAUAGUUUGAUUUUUUCUAGUUUUUCAAACUUUUUGAACCAUUGUUCGUCAUUUUUCUCUAAUUAGGAGAUUUUCUUGUAUACUUCAUGUUUAUUAGUAGGGUUACACCCCUAUGUACU